This is a messenger RNA of Jaculus jaculus (lesser Egyptian jerboa), 686 nucleotides long. It is a transcript of the gene Vip, whose product is annotated as vasoactive intestinal peptide. NCBI's taxonomy places the organism in Eukaryota, Metazoa, Chordata, Mammalia, Rodentia, Dipodidae. The record is from RefSeq and is a predicted model, not a curated record. The coding region runs from base 126 to 686 and encodes 186 amino acids. The transcript is spliced from 6 exons. Gene Ontology annotation, cellular component: perikaryon; neuron projection; extracellular region. Gene Ontology annotation, molecular function: peptide hormone receptor binding; neuropeptide hormone activity. Gene Ontology annotation, biological process: adenylate cyclase-activating G protein-coupled receptor signaling pathway; negative regulation of apoptotic process; phospholipase C-activating G protein-coupled receptor signaling pathway.
UCAGGGUGGAGUGCAGAGCAAUAGCUGACACCUCGCCAGUUCCAGAGGCAGAUUGGUGGAGCCUUCCCGUGCAGAACUUCAGCACCACAGACAGCUCCAGGCUUCUUUGGCCAGAGACAACAGGGAUGGAAGGCAGAAGCAAGCCCCACAUUCUGGUCCUGCUGACCCUUUCCAGCAUGCUCUUUUCCCACACAUUGGCCUGGCCUCUUUUUGGAGCGCCUUCAGGUCUGAGGUUGGAUGACAGAGGACAGCUUGAAGGAGCAAAUGAACUUGACCAGGCUUCACUAAAAGCAGACGCUGACAUCUUACAGAAUGCUUUGGCUGAAAACGACACCCCCUAUUAUGAUGUAUCCAGAAAUGCCAGACAUGCUGACGGAGUUUUCACCAGUGACUUCAGCAGACUCCUGGGCCAGAUUUCUGCCAAAAAGUAUCUCGAGUCCCUUAUUGGAAAACGAGUUAGCACUAACAUCUCAGAAGACCGCGUACCAAUCAAACGACACUCAGACGCAGUCUUCACUGACAACUACACCCGUCUGAGGAAACAAAUGGCUGUAAAGAAAUAUUUGAACUCCAUUCUAAAUGGGAAGAGGAGUUGUUGUUUCCCAUGGGAAGCCCUGAAUGGACAAACAGAAAACUUCAAAGAGUCAUUUGGACACAGGAAGCUUAUAAAGAUCAAAUGGGACUAA